Salvelinus namaycush (lake trout) is the source of this 1156-nucleotide messenger RNA. Its product is annotated as nicotinamide/nicotinic acid mononucleotide adenylyltransferase 2. Gene Ontology annotation, cellular component: Golgi apparatus. NCBI's taxonomy places the organism in Eukaryota, Metazoa, Chordata, Actinopteri, Salmoniformes, Salmonidae. Gene Ontology annotation, molecular function: nicotinate-nucleotide adenylyltransferase activity; nicotinamide-nucleotide adenylyltransferase activity. The coding region runs from base 14 to 940 and encodes 308 amino acids. The transcript has 11 exons. Gene Ontology annotation, biological process: NAD+ biosynthetic process. The record is from RefSeq and is a predicted model, not a curated record.
AUCCAGUCAUAUCAUGACGGAGAACACUAAAACGCACGUUAUAUUGCUGUCUUGUGGAAGUUUUAACCCCAUCACUAAAGGACACAUUCAUAUGUUUGAGAAAGCCAAAGAAUACCUGCACAAAACAGGGAAGUUCAUUGUGAUUGGGGGCAUCAUCUCUCCUGUACAUGACUCCUAUGGCAAACCGGGUCUGGUCCCCAGCAGACAUCGUCUCACCAUGUGUCAACUGGCAGUCCAGUCCUCUGACUGGAUCAGAGUGGAUCCCUGGGAGUGCUACCAGGACACAUGGCAGACUACGUGCAGCGUGCUGGAGCAUCAUCGUGACCUCAUGAAGAGAGUCACAGGGUGUAUUCUAUCCAAUGUGAACACACCGUCCACAACUCCAGUGAUCGGCCAACCACAGAAUAAGACUCAGACUGCCAUCUAUCAGAACCACAACACAGUGAACAACAAGCCCACCGCCAUUAAGCUGUGGGGGAAGAUGAGUGAGAGCUUGGGUAAAAUUUGCUGUGUUCGCCCCCACAUUGACCGUUUCACCUUUGUCGAUGAAAAUGCCAACCUUGGCACUGCAAUGCGAUAUGAGGAAAUUGAGUUGCGCAUCUUGCUCCUAUGUGGCAGUGAUCUUCUGGAGUCAUUCUGCAUCCCUGGCCUAUGGAAAGACAGUGAUAUGGAGGUGAUUGUUGGAGACUUUGGGAUUGUUGUUGUGCCUCGGGACGGAGUUGAUACAGAGAGGAUAAUGAACCAUUCCUCUGUGCUGCGCAAGAACAAGGAUAACAUCACUGUCGUAAAAGAUGAUGCCAACCACCCUAUGUCCAUUGUCAGUUCAACCAAGAGCAGACUGGCCCUGCAGCAUGGUGACGGCCAUGUAGUGGACUACCUGAACCAGCCAGUCAUCGACUACAUCCUGCAGAGUCAGCUCUACAUCAAUGCUUCUGGAUAGGAACUACUGCUUUGGCCUGCUGGCAUAUUGUCCCUGUCUGUCUUUCAUGUGAAACGUAUACUCCUCUUGAGCUACUGCUUUUCCAUUUAAAGAUAUCCAUAUCCCUUCUUACUGUAUCAUGGUGACUCAUCUGACCUGUGGAUGUACAGCGAGGUGCCUGAGAGCUGUGUGUACGUGUGGACCACCUUCACAACUGACUUUGUGUAGGCUGCGCCG